AGCCAUGGGUCGGAGCUGAAGUUUCUAGGCAGUUGGAGGCUGAAGUUGGCCACCUGGGCCCCUCCUCAGGUAGGGUCUCUGGGUAGGAGAGGGGCAGAGGCCUGGGGGGAGGGACAUUGGAGAGGGACAAGGAGGAGGAGAAAGGAGGAGGGAUGGUAAAGGGGAUACAGGGCGCAGGGCAGCUGAGUCAGCGUGAGGCGCAGGUGGAGACAGAAACCUGCAGAGAUGCAGGGAGUCUAAGCAUGCAGAAAGACUAGACUCCAGGGAGGAGACCCAGGGUCCGGGACAGGCCCAGAGAGGGGAGAAUGGGGUCAGAGGCGGGGAAGGAGUGAUGGGCAAGGGAAUGCUGUCCGGACUCAGCCCUCAGAGUGCAGGGGAGGAAGGGGUGACCUCUUGGAAGUGAUGGCAGGCACUGGAGCUCAGAGGAGUGCACGCUGUCCCUCUACCAGCUCUCGGGGUGUCCCACACACACUGCGGAUGGGAUUACCGGAGGGCAAGAUUCAAGGGUCAAGGAUUUCAGAGUGAAUAGAGCCGGAAAGUUCAAGAUUGGAAAGCGCAGAGAAUUUCAGUCUCGGGGCUUGCUUUGCAAUACCCACUUAAACUUCUCGGCCCAGGCCCCGCCCACCCUGCCCACCCCCAUCCCGGAGCUAUCAUGUGGCCCCUAGUGGCUGCCAUCGCUUGCCUGACCGUGACCUUGUCCGGAGGAAUCUCCCGGGACUAUCCCAAGAUUCUCAGUGGGACCAAUGGGACCAACGGUUUUCUCCCAGGUGGCUACACCUGCCUCCCCCACUCUCAGCCUUGGCAGGCAGCUCUACUGGUCCAUGGGCGGCUUCUCUGUGGAGGCGUUCUGGUUCACCCCAAAUGGAUACUCACAGCAGCUCACUGCAGAAAAGAUGGGUACACAGUUCACCUAGGCAAGCAUGCCCUGGGGCGUGUGGAGAACGGCGAGCAGGCAAUGGAGGUGGUCCGCUCUAUCCCCCAUCCUGAAUACCAGGUCAGCCCCACCCACCUGAACCAUGACCAUGACAUCAUGCUUUUGGAGCUGAAGUCCCCAGUCCAGCUCAGCAGCCACAUCCGUACUCUGCCACUCUCCCCGGACGACUGCCUACCCACUGGCACCUGCUGUCGCGUUUCAGGCUGGGGCACCACCACCAGUCCCCAGGUGAAUUACCCUAAAACCCUGCAGUGUGCCAACAUUGAACUGCGCUCAGAUGAGGAGUGCCGGCAGGUGUAUCCCGGGAAGAUCACUGCCAACAUGCUCUGUGCUGGUACCAAAGAAGGCGGGAAGGACUCUUGUGAGGGUGACUCUGGGGGCCCACUAGUCUGCAACGGCAAACUCUAUGGCAUCAUUUCAUGGGGAGAUUUUCCAUGUGGACAGCCCAACCGACCUGGUGUCUACACACGAGUCUCAAAAUAUCUGCGUUGGAUCUGGGAGACCAUCAGGAACACUCCGAAGCAGAGAUGGACAAAGGACAUACAAUAAAACUGGGUUAAUUUGCGUGCCUCCCCCCACCCACUGUGCCUAAGUCACGGUGUGCUCCUCCCUUCUCUGUCCCCUCUGCCUUAAGUGUCCCUUUGGAACCACAGAGUCACAUUCACUACCAGCCACAUCCCCUCUACCAGCCUUGAAACACCUCAAUAACUUGAGUUCUCCAACCCAAAUACCAUCCAAAUCCACAGCUACAUCAUCAUGGCCACCAUAAACUGGAGGUGAUAGUUGGUACCUGCAUAUCCCAACUCUAUUCAUGCUAUUCAGUCCUUUCAUGAACUCCUCUCAGUAGCAUUCUGUAGCUAGACCUUCCCCAAGAGCUUCUUGGAAACCUCAAAAUAUUUACCCCGACAAAACUGUAUAUUUUAUAUUCAAGAAGGUUCUAGACUCCUUGCAUUCUGAAAGCCUCUCUUGUCCAGAAUCUUCUGCCUUAACCACAUCCUAUGCACUUCAAGGUGACUCGCCACAGCUAUUCUAGACCCUCUGCAUAGCUCAUUCCUAUUCCGAUAUCUUGACACAAACUCCAUCCCACAUUCUACAGGGCCCAGCCCCUGUCAACCCUGCCCCUCUCUGAGUCACUGCUAUCGCAGAGCAACAGCUCUCGAGCCAAAGGGCCUCCUUUCUAGCUCUUAUCACCCCACAAGUCUCCUUUUAUCUCCCCUAUGAACAUCCUUACCUAAUCAACAGUCCUUGUUUUCAUAUCUUUGCCUAUGACCCUGCAUCUGCUUAAUGCUAAUCCCUGCUUUGAAUAAGUCAUAAAACUCACAACUUCCUUGCUUCCUUUUUUUGUUUCGUUUUGUUUCGUUUUGUUUCGUUUUGUUUUGUUUUGUUUUGCAUGAGACAUGGUCUUGCUCGGCAGCCUGAGCUAGCCUGGAAUCCUCCUGACCAUCCUCCUGCCUCACCCUGCAAAGUGUGAGUAUGCCACCCACACCCAGCUCUCAGCUCUCUUCCUUUACAAUGGGUUCAUAAUUUACCUGAGAGCUUUGUCACAAGGGUAGAUUCUAAGCUAGAAAGAAAAAGCAAGCAUUUCCUAAAAUGGGAGGUGUUCCUGAAUGUGGUGGCACACAUCUGUUAUGCCAGCACUUGAGAGACUGAGGCAGGAGGAUGUUUGAAACCAGCCUGAGCUACAAAGAGAACCCCUGUCUCAAACAAUAAUAGCAGAGGCCAGUGAGAAGGCUCAGUAGUAAAGGCAUUUGCUACCAAGCCUGACAGUUUGAAUUUGAGUCUCCAUGGUAUUCAUGGUGGCAAGAGAAAACCAACUCCUGCAAGUUGUCCUCAGACUUCCACACAGGUGUUCUGGUGCACAUCCAGCGCGCACACACACACACACACACACACACACACACACAUUUAAAAGAAGGGCUAGAGAGAUGGCUCACUGGUUAAGAACAAGGAGACCCAGGUUCCAGCCCCCACAUGGUAGCUCAUACUGACUUUUAACCCAAGUUCUAGGGGGUCCAACAGUCAUGCACAUGGUAUACAUACAUGCAAGCAGGCAAAAAAUUCAUACAUCUAAAAUAAAGCUAGUUUAAUAAAAAAAA
Peromyscus californicus insignis is the source of this 3030-nucleotide messenger RNA. It is a transcript of the gene Klk13, whose product is annotated as kallikrein related peptidase 13. Gene Ontology annotation, molecular function: serine-type endopeptidase activity. The transcript has 5 exons. The coding region runs from base 653 to 1483 and encodes 276 amino acids. The record is from RefSeq and is a predicted model, not a curated record. NCBI's taxonomy places the organism in Eukaryota, Metazoa, Chordata, Mammalia, Rodentia, Cricetidae. Gene Ontology annotation, biological process: proteolysis.